This is a messenger RNA of Exophiala oligosperma, 2635 nucleotides long. RefSeq lists its product as uncharacterized. Gene Ontology annotation, molecular function: nucleic acid binding; RNA helicase activity; ATP binding. The record is from RefSeq and is a predicted model, not a curated record. Bases 167 to 2554 code for a protein of 795 amino acids. The transcript has a single exon. NCBI's taxonomy places the organism in Eukaryota, Fungi, Ascomycota, Eurotiomycetes, Chaetothyriales, Herpotrichiellaceae.
UAUGUUAGGAUCGACUAUGGGAGGGGCCGUCCUCUGCCCUUCGAGAACAUUACUGCUUUCGGAGGGUCUCUAAAAGGUAGCCGAAGUUAUGCCGGACUGCCAGAAAAAUAUUUCUACGCUGCCAAAUUGAUGCCUCAAUCGGUCAAUUAUCAUUCCCCAAACGACCAUGGUUCGCUCAAGAGACGAGGAUGAGUUCGUCUUGACACUCUCUGACAAUGAUGACGAAGGCUCUAUCGAGUCCGACUCUGACGCUGCAGCCCCCAGCCUGAAACGCAAGCGAAACGAAGCCAAAAAUGGUAGCAAGGCAAAGAGGCAGAAAACACAAGGGAAGACGCAACAACCAGUCGCAUCAUCUCCACCAGAGUCGGAGAGUGAAGAUGAUCAAGGUGUUGAUGAUGGCGCUAUAGACUCCGAGUUCGAGUUCGACAUUGCCGCCAAUCCUGUUCUAGAAGACCUCGAGGAAUUCGACGGCUGGGGCGAAGGCAGUAAAGUCAAUGGUCGAAGAAGCCAGAAGGCAGUUGACAUCGACGAGCUGAUUGCACGUCGGGCUGCAAAGAAGCAACAGAGAUCUAAAAUUGAUGCCGCCCUAGAUGUAGAGGACACAAGCGAGGAAGCCGACGAGGAGGAUGAAGAUGAAGACGAAGAUGACAUACAAAUUCCAGAUUUUGAGGAUGAUGAGCUAGUGGCGGACGACGCAUUUGGCGCCGGCGCAGCCUCUGAAGAUGAUGAGCAAGACUCGGGCGCUGCCGGUGAGUCUGACGAUGACCCAUCUGACAGCGAAUCUGUCGCCUCGCCUGUCGCUCACCCAGACGACAUGCCCUCCGACGAUGAAGGCUCAGACGCCGAGUCGCAGGCUUCGGCAGAUGCAGAAGAACAAGCGAAGAGAGCAGCCUUCUUUGCUCCGGAAGAGAAGGUGAAACAAGCAGACCUCAAAACCGUGUCUUCUUUCCAACAAUUUUCCCUGUCUCGACCCAUUCUACGAGGAUUGGCUUCCUUGUCCUUCACAGCACCAACGCCCAUUCAGACCCGUGCGGUGCCUGUAGCCCUUCAAGGUCUCGACGUCGUCGGUUCAGCCGUCACCGGAUCCGGCAAAACAGCAGCGUUCCUGCUUCCCAUCCUAGAACGACUACUCUACCGCCCCCGAAAGGUCCCCACGACCCGCGUCGCCAUCCUCAUGCCCACACGUGAACUGGCGGUACAGUGCUACAACGUCGCAACAGCACUCGCCCGCUUUACAGACAUCACUUUCGCACAAGUUGUCGGUGGUUUCUCGCUUCGCGAACAAGAAAACAUUUUGAAGAAACGACCCGACGUGGUCAUUGCCACCCCUGGUCGUUUCAUCGAUCACAUGCGCAACUCGGCGAGUUUCACUGUGGAAAACAUCGAGAUUCUCGUGCUCGACGAAGCAGACCGUAUGCUCGAAACUGGGUUCGAAGACGAACUGAAUGAGAUUCUCAAGACCAUCCCCAAGUCACGGCAGACCAUGCUCUUCUCCGCAACCAUGACAGACAGUGUCGACAAGCUUGUGCGCGUUGGCAUGAACAGACCGGUCCGACUGUCUGUGGAUGCCAAGAAGAGCACGACCGCCGGACUCACACAGGAAUUUGUGCGACUGAGACCCGGCCGUGAGAACAUGCGUCUCGCCACGUUGUGCCUGCUGUGCAAGAAUGUGUUCACAGAGCGGGUGAUCGUCUUCUUCAGGCAGAAGAAAGAGGCACAUCGAGUCCGAAUCAUAUUCGGCCUCCUUGGUAUAAAGGCCGGCGAACUACACGGCAGCAUGACCCAGGACCAACGUAUCGGCGCGGUCAACGCAUUCCGUGAAGGCCGGACGACGCACCUUCUCGCCACCGAUCUGGCGAGUAGAGGUCUGGAUAUCAAAAAUGUUAUGACCGUGGUCAACUAUGAAGCGCCUCAGACCCACGAGAUCUACGUGCACAGAGUAGGUCGUACAGCCCGUGCAGGACGAUCUGGUCGGUCGUGUACAAUCGCCGCAGAGCCCGAUAGGAAAGUCGUCAAAGCUGCUGUAAAGAGCGCGAGAGAACAAGGCGCGAAGGUGGUCUCGAGAACCAUGGACGUGAAGGAGGUCGACGCGAUGCACGGCCAAAUUGAGGAAAUGGAAAAGGACAUUGAAGACAUUCUACGCGAGGAAAAGGAGGAGAAGCAGCUCGCCCAGACUGAAGCAGAGAUCACGAGGGGCGAGAAUCGAAUCAAACACGAGGCCGAGAUCAUGGCCCGACCCAAGAGAACGUGGUUCGAGAGCGAGAAAGACAAACUUGACGCCAAGAAGAGAGGGUUGCUGGAGUUGAACGGGCCCAACGGGGUGGUCAAGGUCAAGACGGAGCGAAAGAAGCUGAGCAACAAGGACAAGAAGAAGCUGGAUCUGCACAAAGAAAGGGUUGAUGGAAAGAUGUGGAAGAAAGGCAAGGGCAGUGAAGAGGCGGCCAUCAGGGAGAGGAGAGAGCGCAAGAAGAAAAACAAGGGAACUGGUGGCGGUAGUAAGACGGCAACUGGAAAGACGAAGAACAAGAACAAGAACCUGAAGCGAAGGAGGUAGAAUAAAAAAGCAUCCCACAGAAAGUGCAAGAUGACUUUUGGGGGCUUUUCAGGAGCCAUCACUUUUUGUAUGGAGUCGUAC